Molecule: messenger RNA, 1584 nt
Organism: Plasmodium malariae
Lineage: Eukaryota; Apicomplexa; Aconoidasida; Haemosporida; Plasmodiidae
Product: conserved Plasmodium protein, unknown function
Exons: 1
Coding region: 1-1584 (527 amino acids)
Source: RefSeq, a predicted model, not a curated record
AUGCGUUUACCUGCGCUUCUCUAUCAUUUGUGUAUUUACAUAACUAUGAAUGUAAAUCUUUUCCUUGUGUUUGUUAUUUUUUUUUUAAGGAAUGCAGCGAAAAAAAUUGAAAAUACGAAAUUAUUGUUUAGUGGUAGAAAAAAGGUAUCUUUUCAAAAUAAUAUACAGAGGAAACAAAAUGGAGGUAGAAAUAAUCACUUCUUUAUAAAAAGAAAAAAAAGAGGGGAAUCGAACAAUAGAAGGAAUACAUGGCCAUUCGGUAGCAUCAUGAGCGUUAAAAACAGUUCGUCCCCUAAAUUAAAUGAAGGAGUAAAGAGCGUAAAAGAAAAUAUAAUUCUUUUUUUUAAAAGAGACAAAAACAUCAUAGAGAGAUUAAAAGUUUUAAAUGAAAAGGAAAGUAUUUGGUUUAUGACAGGUUAUGCAAAAAAUGUAUUCAGUCAUCAUUCUUUUUACAAUAUUGUCGGUUUUGAAGAAAUAAAAGAGAUAUCUCCAAACAAAUUAUCCUUAACUAAUAAAAUAAAUUUUAACGAUUUAUUAAGCAAAAAAAUUAACCAUAAAGAUAGUAUUAAAAAUGAUAGCUAUUCAAUAGUUAAUGCUUAUAAAGUGAAAAAGUAUGUAAUUUUUUUUAAAAAUGAAAAUAAAAAUAAUGAUGUGGUUAGUAAUAAUAAUGGUAAGAAUGAUUCUACGAAGGAUUUUAUUUUAUUUACGUACAUGUAUUUUAUUUUUUACAUAUAUGAUAAAGAAGGGAAAACGUUUUACAUAUAUGCAAAUAAUUUGAAUAAGGACCAUAUCAUAUAUGAGAUAAAUGAAUUAAAUAGUGAAAACCUUUUUAAUUUUUUCGAUAGCAAGAUAUGUAAUAAAAAAGAUUUAAAAAAUAUAAGUGUCAUAUCAUUAAUUAGGAAAAAUAAUACUUUAAAAAAUAUAGUAGAAAAUAUUUCCACAAACGAACUUCUAAAUGUUAAUAAUUAUACUAAUAAGUUUAACUCUUACUUGAAAAAGUUAUUUCAUAUGUGUAAUAAUUCAGACAUAUUGUUAGAAAAUAAAAUUAACGUAAAACAGAGGCAACCGUGUAUUACUUUAAUUUAUGGAAACAAAAAUUUUAUGCUUAAGGGGAAAACCUAUUUUGAAUAUUUAAAAAACUUUUUUCUUAAAAAUGAAGAAGACAAAAAUUUGUUUGAAAAUAUUUUUUUAAAUAACAAGGGGUACAAAUUUUAUAUUCAGAAUGACUUAAAUGAUAAUUCUUCUUAUAUUUUGAAAUGUACAAAAAUUACGAAAAAGAAGUUCGAUCAAUUACAUAAGUCUAUUACAAAUUUUGAUAAUAAAAAUUGUACUACUAAGGACCCUUUUUUUACAUAUAGUAAAAUAUUGUUUGACAUAUACAAAAAUAAGAGUGACAAUGAAAAGAAAAAAAAAGGACACUCCUGUGGAGAAAAUUACUGUGAAAGGAGUAUUUAUAUUAAUAUUGGAGCUAACGAUUAUAUGGUAGAUAAUAACUUGCCUAUAUUGAAAAAAGCGGACGAGACUCUGUUGUUCAGUGUGACAAAACAUUUUUUGAAUUAUUUAGUAUCAUGCAUACAUAUGUAA